Brenthis ino (lesser marbled fritillary) is the source of this 612-nucleotide messenger RNA. Lineage: Eukaryota; Metazoa; Arthropoda; Insecta; Lepidoptera; Nymphalidae. The record is from the annotation of a GenBank genome assembly.
AUGAAGUACAUUGUUUUCUUAGGGCUUUUUGCCUUGUCGGCCGCUUUCCCUGGUAUCAUCCACCAGGAGGCCCCACAGCUCUCUGAGAGUUAUGACCAUCAAGCUCUCAUUGGCGAAUCAGGACAUCAUCAUCAGGUUCAACAUGAGCAUGCCAAAUCACAUCAAUCUAUUAAAUUCGAGCACUUCCACCCAGUGCCCGUCUAUGUCAAGAAAGAACACAGCCAUCUCCUGAAACACCCUCUUGAGAAGGGUCAUUCUGAACAAAACUUAAAACAAAUUCACCCUGAAACCCAACACAGCCAUGGUGGUGGCCUUGUCUUGGAAGACCAUAGACUCGACACUGAACAUUUUGCUGCUAGUCUCGGUCAUGGAGGAUAUGAGCAUGGUCUUGAACAAGGAUCAUUGGAACAAGGAGGAUUAGAACACGCAGGUCUUCAUCAAGGUGGCUAUGAACAAGGAGGCUUAGAACAUUAUUCUUCUGGAAGCUACGAAGGAGGCGAAGGAUUGAAGGCAUACGCUGAAUCUCAGCCUGAAAUUCAGGGACACUACUAUUCUGAACACGCUCAAGCUCUUUCAGGGAACAGCGGAGAGGGCUACAAAUUCGAACACUAU